AUGGCUACUCACUGUCAACAUCUGCAUAUUGUCCUUUCUAGUUUGCACAAACAUUCAUUGUUUGUUAAACGAAGCAAAUGUUCUUUCUGUCGACCACAAAUAAAGCAUCUAGGCCACAUAAUCAGUAGAGAGGGUGUAGCAGCUGACUCUGGAAAAAUCGAAUGUAUGGUAAAUUGUCCUAGACCAACUACUCUUAAGGGUUUACGGGGGUUUCUUGGCUUGACAGGGUAUUAUCGCAGAUUUGUUAAAGGCUAUGGUUUGAUUUCUAGACCACUCACAGAACUACUUAAAAAGGGCAAUUUUGUUUGGAAUGAUGUUGCAGAGUUAGCCUUUGAGCAACUUAAGAAAGUGGUUACUUAUACUCAUGUUCUUAUUUUACCAGAUUUCACUAAGUAA
Messenger RNA from Papaver somniferum (opium poppy), 396 nucleotides. RefSeq lists its product as uncharacterized. The transcript has a single exon. NCBI's taxonomy places the organism in Eukaryota, Viridiplantae, Streptophyta, Magnoliopsida, Ranunculales, Papaveraceae. Bases 1 to 396 code for a protein of 131 amino acids. The record is from RefSeq and is a predicted model, not a curated record.